AUGGCUAAUGGGAAAACAGAAUCAACUGGGGAAAUCUACUUAGGAUGUACCCUAACCUUAAAUCACCACGCAUUUCAAAUAAACUUGAUGCUUGUAACUAUUAGGAGUUUUGAUGUGAUUAUCGGCAUGGAUUGGUUAAGCCCCCAUCAUGCCGAAAUUAUGUGUCACGAGAAGGCCGUUCGCCUUCAUCUCCCUAACCAUGAAACCCUAAUUAUAUACGGAGCCAAACCCAGCACGAACCUUCGUCUUAUAUCAUGUAUUAAGGCACAUAAGUGUCUACAAAAGAAGGACUUUGCGUUUCUGGCUCACAUCGUGGAUAAAUCCAAGGAAGAGAUAAAUAUUCGAUACAUACCAGUGGCUUGCGAUUUCCCUGACAUCUUUCCUGAAGAUCUUCCGGGGAUACCCCCAGAAAGCAACUCGAGUUCCGAAUCGACCUUGUGA
Lactuca virosa is the source of this 441-nucleotide messenger RNA. The record is from the annotation of a GenBank genome assembly. Lineage: Eukaryota; Viridiplantae; Streptophyta; Magnoliopsida; Asterales; Asteraceae.